GCACAAAUAUGAUUUUUCAAAGUGGGCGAAAGAGUUGAAAUUCCUGUUUAAAAACAUCCCCCAUAAUAAUUUACCCUCCAAAUUCAGUUUCGGUCUAUAAAAAAAACUAAAAUGGGAACAGUUCUUGAUUCCCAUUUCUUAGCUCUCACAGCUCUUGUUACAGUGGGUUAUCAGUUCAUAUUCUUCAUAAUCACAGCUCUUUUGAAGUUUGAUAAAAUCACUGAUUUUGCUGGAAGCACAAACUUUAUUAUAAUUGCAGUAUUGACUUUAGUUGUCAAAGGAGCAUGGAAUUUAAGACAGAUAAUCUUGACGUUGUUCGUGGUGAUUUGGGGCAUCCGUUUGGGGUUAUUUCUACUAAUGAGGAUCUUACAGUGGGGGGAAGAUCGCCGGUUCGACGACUAUCGGUCUAAUAUUGGCAAAUUGGCAGUUUUCUGGACAUUGCAGGCUGUGUGGGUAUGGACUGUGAGUUUGCCUGUAACAGUUGUAAAUGCAAGUGACAGAGAUCCAUCUACUCGAGCAGCAGAUGUUAUUGGUUGGAUUCUUUGGUUAGUUGGUCUUGUGGUUGAAGCUACGGCAGAUCAACAAAAACUGAAAUUUAAGAAUUCUCCUGAAAGCAGAGGGAAGUGGUGCAAUGUUGGGGUUUGGAGUUUCUCUCGUCAUCCAAAUUACUUUGGAGAAAUUCUCCUUUGGUGGGGAGUUUUCAUUGCUUCAACCCCCGUACUGAAGGGAGCUGAAUGGCUUGUAAUUUUUGGACCAAUCUUCCUUACUCUUCUGCUUCUUUUCGUCAGUGGCAUUCCAUUACUCGAGGAAUCAGCAAAUAAGAAGUUUGGUAAUGUGGAAGAAUACAAGCACUACAAAAGAACAACCAGCCCCCUCAUUCCAUUGCCACCAAUAUUGUAUGCCAAUCUGCCAGGAUGGUUUAAAGCAGUAUUCCUCUUUGAGUUUCCUUUUUAUAAUAAAAGCACUCCAGGCGAAAGAUUAGGCUGGGAUAAAGAGAGUUUGGCGAAUGAUGGAGGUUCAAAGAAGGAACAUUAAACGAAUAUGGUGAAUCAUAACUUGGCUGGACUGUGAUUUAUCUAUAUAAUGUAUGUAUCACGUGUGCGUCUUUACUGACCGAAUGUUAACUUAGAGCAUUGUAAUUGUAAGAGCACUAUAAGUCUUCUGCUUUUGUUUAACGUACGUGCUGUAACUUCUUCAUCCCCUGUUUCGUUGUGACACGCUUACAAGAGUUUUACACAUUGUAAACCAUCCUCUGAAAAUUUGUAAUAACACUGUUUUUUACUAGGAUGUGGUUUUUUGUUUUUACUGUUCAAUGUAACGAUAUUCAGCUUA
Papaver somniferum (opium poppy) is the source of this 1332-nucleotide messenger RNA. RefSeq lists its product as uncharacterized. Gene Ontology annotation, cellular component: membrane. Gene Ontology annotation, molecular function: oxidoreductase activity, acting on the CH-CH group of donors. Gene Ontology annotation, biological process: lipid metabolic process. Bases 112 to 1035 code for a protein of 307 amino acids. NCBI's taxonomy places the organism in Eukaryota, Viridiplantae, Streptophyta, Magnoliopsida, Ranunculales, Papaveraceae. The transcript is spliced from 10 exons. The record is from RefSeq and is a predicted model, not a curated record.